UGGGGGUGCCACUUUGUUUGCGAGCCCAGGCGAUUUUCAGGCAGGAAAAUAAUACAGCAACCAAAUUUGUUCGGUGUGUUUGCAGAGUUGGGGAUUACCAAACUUUUCUUUGUCGAGGACCCCAAAAAUUUUCCAGAGGCUUGGUCCCGGAGAGAGGGAGGGAGUGAGAGAGACCUCAGGCUGAGCGCUCACUUUAAACGCUUUCGUCCCCUGAUAACCUCUUACACAUCGGAGCUACAUUGUUCCUCGUGUUGACGGGGACCCUUCUGGAUCCCCCUCAGCCCCCGAGGUCCCCCGGACACAGGCUUCAGACCCAGCAUCGUGCGGUUAGGUCGGGCUGACUCGAUCUCUCCAACGAUCUUCGCGGAUCCGCCCAGGAAGUGGCCGAGAGAGAGCAGCGAGCGGAGGCGCAGCCGAGUCAGAAGUGCGUCGCUGUCCGCCCACGACUUGUCAGAAAGUUGUGAAGUUAUUAAUUUUGGACACCGACAGUUUGUCCGUUGAGUCGGAUGAGUGCGCUCCCCCCUUAAGGCUGCAGAGAGCCCGCUGCGGACGCUGGCGGUUCGCUUGAUCAGGUUAACAUGGGGAUGAAUGGCGGGGCUUUCUCUGAUUUCGCGUAACGUCUGUGCCCUGCGAGAAAGUAAGGUUUUUAGCCGAGAGGUGUAGCUCAGCCGAAAGGUGGAGAGGAGAAGAAGAAGGGUUUUAUUCGCAAGAGGUGACGGUGUUUUUCUUUUGUCUCUGUCUCACCGCCUCUGGAUCCUGUUAUCAUGACGCCUGACCUCCUGAACUUCAAGAAGGGAUGGAUGUCCAAACUGGACGAGAGUGGAGAGUGGAAGAAGCAUUGGUUUGUUUUGACUGAUGCGGGACUGAAGUACUACAGAGACUCGAGUGCAGAGGAGAAAGAUGACUUGGACGGGGAGAUUGACCUAAAAUCCUGUGUGAAGGUUUCUGAGUUUGAUGUGGAGAAGAAUUAUGGGUUUCAGAUACAGACGCGGGAGGCCGCGUUCACGCUGUCCGCCAUGACAGCUGGGAUCAGGCGGAACUGGAUAGAGGUUUUAAAGAAGAGUGUCCGGCCCAGCAGCUCUCCAGACCUCACACAACUACCUGACAGCAGCAGUGACAAGGAAAACUCCCAUUCUCGCUUGGUGCUGUCUUCCCGUCGGCCGUCAUCGCGUCACACAGACUUUCAGUCAGAAGUUCCGACCACCGCCCCUCCUGCUCAGCGCAGGUUCGACUAUGUCGAGCUAUCGCCUGUUCCCGCCUCGUCCAGCCCUCUCCCGGCCGGUCAGAGAGAAGCGGGCGAGGGGCAGGGCAGGGAGCACAGCCAGUGGCAGGAAGAGAGGACCACGAGCAGCCAGUGGGACGCUGUGCUGUCCAGGAAGGGCACUGGCGUGGGAUCGAACCAGAGGCUGCGCACCGCGGAGGAAAUAGAGAAGAAGUGGGCUGAGAUCGAACGCAUGCCGUUAAAGGAGAUGAGCUCCUUCCCGCCAGCGGGAACGCUGUCUUCCAGCCAGUCAGCCAAUGAGGCGCUGCAGAGGGAGGUGGCGUCACUGAGGCAGCAGCUGGAGCAACUACAAGGAGGGAGAGGAGGAGGAGGAGGAGGAGGGAGAGGUGGAGGAGGCGUGAGGGGCGGCUGCGGCCCUGAGGCCCCCUGCGGCCGCAGCCUGGCAGCCAUGGAGCGCGCUCAUCGGCAGGUGCUGGAGGAGCUGCAGAAGCAGCACGACCGCCAGAUGAAGGAGCUGGAGACCGAGAAGGACCGGCUGCUGCUUGAGGAGACCCAGGACACCGCACGAGUGAUGGAGGCUUUGCAGAAGAAACACAAAGAGGAUCUGGUGAGAGAGGUGGAGAAAGUCAAAAGGCUGAACAGCGGGGUGAUAGAUUCACAGAGUUUGCUGCUCCAACAAGAGACGGAGAGUCAGGCCAUCCAGAGGGAGCUGGCCGGACUGUCUGAGCGCUACUCCCAGAAGUGUCUGGAGCUGAACCGAGCCGAGCAGAACAACGCUGAGCGAGAGAGGGAGAUCAGCCGCAAGGAGAGAGAUAUGGAGCAGCUGAGGAAAGAGAACCAGGACUUAAAGGCCCGUUUGAAGGAGGAGAUCAGUCGAGUACAAUCUACCGUCACAGAUCAGCGCUCAGAGGACAACAAAGACAGGAUGCCCUGUGAACUAGAGGUUCUCCUCAGGGUGAAAGAAAACGAGAUAGAGUACUUACACAAGGAGAUCAGCUGUCUGAGGAACGAACUGCAGUUUCUUAACACGGAGAAACGGCUGGCCUGUGAACGAUACACGGAGAUGCAUGAGGAGCUGAAUGGGAUGAAGGGCCGGAGCGAGCGAGAGAUCCAGAGUCUAAAGGAGCACUUGAGGCUGGCCAUGGCUGCUCUGCAUGAGGGGCAAAAGCUGGGUAACAGCCUGGACCACUGAGAGUCUGCAGGUGGUACCACUGCUCUGGCAGACAGAGUGACAGGUGUGUCCGCACUGUGAUGACUGAAUCAAAGAGCUGUACAGAGAAGCAGAGGAGGUGAUUGUUGGACCAGUACAGAUCCGGCUGUGUGGGGACCAUGAUAGUGCCUUAGUUUUCAAUCAUUCUGCCAAUGAGCAGCAGAGCGUAGCUGUUAGCUGGUUUCAUUACACUGGGCCACACAUGACAUGUAAAACUGCACUUUUUGUUUUUUAGCAUAGCUCUCGCUUGCUUUUAGUGCAAGCAUGUGUGAGUGCGCAUUUGGUCUGAAAACUGGAAUACUUGUUGAGUGACAUGUAUUUUUUUUUUAUCAGGUAAUGUAGAGUUCAUACUGAAUCAGCUGUAUAAUCGUCUCAUUGCCUCUGUGUCUUCUGCCUGAGACACAGUUAACAUAACAGCUACAUAAGAGCUACUGUCAUCUCCGUUUUCUAUUGUACAACUUCGAGUCGUGUUUACUCUGUGAAAAUGGAUCAUGCUUCUUUAGAAAUGAGAGUUCAUCAUAUGCUGUAAUUAUUAUUAUUAUUUUUUACCUGGAGACAAGUGUGCAUAUGUAGUAUUGUGUUUGUGAAAAUGAAAUUCUGAAAAAAUAUAUUGGGAUUAAUACAGGACAAGACAGCAAACUUUUCUUAUUCCUGACAGGCUGAAUUAGAAGUUGAUCUAUGAUUACAAGCAAAUUCAGGCUCAGCUUUCUUUGAGGAUGCUUGCAAAAGCUGUUGAAUGAAUGUUGUCCCGCAUCACAGAUGUGUUUUAUUUUUUAAACCGUGGCUGAGAAGCAGGAACUCUCAAGCUUCCAGUCGCCCCUGGUCAUUAUUGGCAUUCAAGUGCCACGGUCACAGCAAAUGACAGGUGUUGCAUCGAUGAGCCAAUUUUUUUUUUUUUUUUUUUUAUUGACAGCAUGAAUUGUGACAAAAUGACUUAUCUACCUGCCUUUUGAAAAUAUUUUCGUAUUUAAUGUACUGUAGAGCCUGUAUCAUCUUUGUAAAUUAUACACAUUUUUUGCAAUCAGUAAAAUAAGUUCAA
Molecule: messenger RNA, 3471 nt
Organism: Chelmon rostratus (copperband butterflyfish)
Lineage: Eukaryota; Metazoa; Chordata; Actinopteri; Chaetodontiformes; Chaetodontidae
Gene: triobpb
Product: TRIO and F-actin binding protein b
Exons: 13
Coding region: 765-2414 (549 amino acids)
Biological process (GO): positive regulation of substrate adhesion-dependent cell spreading; actin filament organization
Cellular component (GO): actin cytoskeleton
Molecular function (GO): actin filament binding
Source: RefSeq, a predicted model, not a curated record